Acaulospora morrowiae is the source of this 348-nucleotide messenger RNA. NCBI's taxonomy places the organism in Eukaryota, Fungi, Glomeromycota, Glomeromycetes, Diversisporales, Acaulosporaceae. The record is from the annotation of a GenBank genome assembly.
AUGUUGAUGAGAUCCAAAUUUCCGAAAAACGAAGAAGGUAAAGGGAAAAAAAGUGGGAGAGAAAGUAUCCCUUAUGGAGAUUGGGAUAAAAGGAAAAUUCAAGAAACAGUAAAAUUAGAUGACCAAGUGGUCGAAGAGAAAGAGAACCCGUUGAGAGUAAAGAAAAAGGAGGAGAUUGUGGCACUAACGAGAAUCGGACAAAUGGACGAUUGCAAUUCGACGAAGGAAGUUUUCAAAAAACGAAACAUCGACGUGGAAGAGUCUCAUUUGUCAAGACGACAAGAGGAAUAUGGUGCACAAAAACGUCUCGAGGUCCAACUGCUGAUCAAAAAAGGUCACACGCUCUAG